AUGCGAAACGAAACUUUAUCUUCCUUAGAGUAUCGGCUGACUGUUACAGAUGGAAAUGUCUUUAUUCAAUUAUCUGUCAACCAAUGUGUUCUCCGAUGUAAAGACAAUCAUAUGAGAGAAAUGGAUAAUGAAUGGUCUACGGAUUUCACGCUUCCACUUAUCAGUCUCGUACAAAAGACAAAUAAUGAAAGUGCUGCUUUACACUUAUUCAAAUCUAUUUGCAAUAGUAAUCAGUUAUUGGAGAAAUGCUUAUCGUCCUGUAAUAAAUCACAAGAAACGGCUAUCUUGUUAGCAGGAAGCAAGUCAUGGGAGUAUUCCUGUGGACAUAUUGAUGAAGUGAAAUCCCAGUUUACAUGUUGGAGGAAUCAUGCCGAAGAGAUAUCAAUCGCCUGCAGAGCCACAACUGUUCUUCUGCGUAACUCAAUGUUACAGUUCACAAAAAACCAAUCAGAAAUAUUCAUAGAACACAUUUGCAGUGAUUAUGAUAAGUUCUCCACCUGUUUCACUCAAGAGCAUGGUCGCUUGUGUGGUUUAAGAUCAGAAGUGAUAACGGGUAGAAUGUUUCAUGGAAACAGGGAAGCUAUCUUCAAUAUGUUGAAAAUGAAAUGGUCAACAUUGCCAACUCAAUGUGGAUAUUCGCAACUUCGAAGAGAUACAUAUUAUUAUGAGAAGUAUUCAAAAUGGAAUUCUGCUAACUCGAUUGCACCUCUCCCGCUCGUCAUAUUCCUAUUUUUCAUGAAAUAUCGAGUUUAG
Auanema sp. JU1783 is the source of this 753-nucleotide messenger RNA. The record is from the annotation of a GenBank genome assembly. Lineage: Eukaryota; Metazoa; Nematoda; Chromadorea; Rhabditida; Rhabditidae.